AUGCCUAAUUUCGUCAGGAUCGGCCCGCCAGUUCUCUGGGAAAUGGAUUUGAAGAUUGAUAUGAAAGGACCUCAUGCUGGCGGCGUAGAAGAAAGUGAAGGUUACAUCAACCCAUUAGGGUUUCAAAUGAAGAUUGGAACUUGUGGAGUACGAUUCCCGAGAAAUACUGUCGAAAAACCGACAUUUUUCCAAGUUCUCGCCACAAAUAAUCCAGAAAACGAGCCCGAAGAAUAUUUUGCUAUUACGCCUCGCAUUGCUUGUAAUCCUUCAACAGUAUUCAAUGCCCCUAUGGCCGUCAAACUCCCAACAUGGUGUGGCACAGAUUCCGGUGACGUAAUUGCCUCCAUCAUGUAUAAAGAUGAAGAAUCGGGGGGCCCUUGUAAUGUUUUGGAACAUAAAUUAUUAAGAGAUUACCGAAAGAAAAUCGCUUUUCAAUCUUUAUACCACACCUAUUUUUGGGUCGCUAUUGACGAAGCAUCUUUAGACAAUGUCUAUUUUAGUUCUCAUGUGUCAUUGUACCAUAACAAUUAUGGAAAUUUCAAAGCCGUUCUAUAUACCGGAGGAACGCCCGAUGUCAAUGCGGAAUUGGAAAAAGAGGGGUUUUCGCUGAUCGCAAUCGAUUUUGAAACCCAAAAAAUCUUUUUGAACGACAAGCUGAAAUUUCGCGUGUCGGGUGAUUCCAAAUUUGAGGGAUUUUUUCCCCUCGGAAAAGAUUUUGCGAAGAAGCGUAGAAGUGCUCUCGAAUUCAAAUUGUCGUCACCCUCACAUUCAAUCCGAAAGUUAAAAAUUAUUUUGCAAUUGUCUGAAGAUAACCCAAUAAAGGCGAAUCUCCUUUGGACAAAACAAGGACCGCAACUGCAGAUUUCUCAGGAGAUAGAAACAUCUCAGCAUGAUGCCCCGGAGACCGGAUACUCAGAUGUCUCAGCCUUAGAAGGACUAUCAUUUAAAAAUUCUAUUGAAAUGCAACUUGGCCAACAAGGAGGCCAAAUAUCACUCGACGGAAACACAAUUGUUUUUCCUCCCAGUGCAUUGGAACAAGAAACUAAGGUUACAUUAUCUGUGGACAUCGACUCUGAAAACUGGAACUCCGAAUACAUUUUCAUUUCGACAAUUCUCGGCUGUGAUUUAUCAGGUGCAGCGUUAAGCAAACCUGCUCUAGUCAAAAUAGAAACAUGGUGCACAGCAGAAGAAGAGGAUGUAUUAAUUUUGAAAAAAGAUGAUGAUAACUCGGAAUGGAAAGUCGAGAAAACUGCCAAACUGGGACCAUCUGGAUUCAUUACUUUUAAAACAAAGACGUUUUCUUUGUGGGGAAUAGUGAAAUCUGUUUCACGUAGAAUCUUCAAUAUAGAUUACAGGUUUAUUAAUUUGGUAUAUUGCAACGCCAGUGCUACUUUCAAUUCGGUUGUUUGCAGACAGAAUGAGACUAUUAUUAAUGCUGUUCGAGAAAGGCUGGAAUCUAAUACUUUCGAAAUGGUCAACGUCCUACCAUUUCAACCAAACUUUAAGAUACCCUCUUCGGCAGAAAUUGUGUCAAUUACUAUCAAGUGUAGCGAACCGGGGGAAUCAAAAUUUGAUAGCGGGGAUUCAACUCGAAAUCCUAUAAGUCUGGAUUACUCCGUUAACCAAGUACGUCAAAAAUAUUUUGAGAAAACUUUUGUUCUCACCCCAAAGCCCAAGGCUGAUUGUUUGCAUCUAAAAUUGAGAUACAAAGUAAUCGGAGUACGAGGCGAGAUCGACAACACUUUUAGAUUUGAUUGGACACGUGUGAAACAACAUCAAAAUCCAGAUUCGUCCAGAACCCAGAACCCAGGUCCGACAAAUACUGGGAACCAAUACAACUAUUAUACAGGCUGCGAUAUAGGUCAGCAACAAAUAAAUUUACAGCAAAAUUGAACCGACUUGUGCCGAGAUAUAUUGUAAUCGAAAUCUUUAUACGAACUUGACCGUACUUGAAAAAAACAGAUACUUUUGAAAUUUCUUGAGGACAUUUAAAAUACUCUCGUGCACUGGAUGUAAGACAAAUAAUAUACCAAAAGUUCUACACAGUAUGAAUAAUAUGACAUCACGAAAAAUCAAUUUAAAAAAUUCUCCAAAUGGAGGUUAGAGUUAGUCUUAAAUUUUGCUAGCGUGGAAUAUUUCAUUGAGGAAAUUGUCCAUGGGUGAAACUCUCGAUGAUAGAAUUUUCUGAGUAGAUUUUUUUCAAUGGGAUUUUCUCAUUGCCGUUUGAUGAAAGCCAAGCAAUACAAUUUCCAUUCGAUAAGAGGAACACCAGUUGAAGCAGACAUGGGCAAGGUACGGCCCGCAGGCUAAAUCCGGCCCGUUGGGUAUUUGGGUAAUUCAAUCUGGCCUGCCUGAUGCUGCCACAACCAACGUGAUACCAAAUUGUGAUGUUUGAGUUAAAAAAAGCUCAAGGAAUUUGUUGGGACUAUGCUGUUAAAUUUUGUUUUGGCGCGAGGCUUAUUGUUUUCCACUGUUGCUGUUGUAACACUGUGAAUAUAUAUUGUUCAAAAAUGUAAUAAUUUACGUUAUACUUACAUGGCCCGCCAGUCUAGGUGGGAAAAUUAUUUUUGCCCCUGGUACAAAAACCGUGCCCACCCCUGAGUUGAAGUAUAUCAAGUGUAUUUUACCUAUAACUUCUGAUCGACGAAACAAUUUGCUCUUUUCUGCCAUUUUGUAGAGUUGGAUACCAGACAUGUACGAAUUGUAAUCUGCGUCAUGCAGAAUUAAAUAUCGUUUUCCUAUUUUUCAUACAAUUUGAUUAGAAUGAGACCAGUCAACUAGAUGUGCAGGGUACCUCAAAACAGAACCCAAAAUUUUACUUUUACGAUCACGAAGAAAAUUUAUUUAACACUUGAAUAUCUGUUUGUGUAUAAUUGUACUCUUCAGUAUUCCAUUUGCGCAAAAGUUAAGAAUUUCUCUAAAAUAUGUUUAAAAUGACCUCGGUUCUGUUUCUGGGGGCCAUCCAGUAAAAGGGGAACGAUAAAAGAUUUGCAAGACCUACUUGCGCGAUAAGAGCUAUCGAAAUGUAUUAUUGCCACGAAACUCGCCAAAAUUUAAGUCAACUCUAUUAAAGAAACUGCUAGGUAGAAAAGAAUUUUCAGCAAAGCGGUAGUUGUUGAAAAUAGCACGUAAUAUUAUUGUAGCAAAAAAGCUGUUCAUCCUGACUGGGAAAAGAAAGAUUAUUCGUCAUUGGCAUUGCACUGUACAACAGAACAAAUUGCUCUUCUUAUAUUUCAUUGUCUGUAUUUCGAUAUGUUUUUACUGUUCUGUAUUUAUUGUACAUACUUAUCUUAAUAAAAUGUAAAUUGUUAGUUUCGAAAAUCCCCACAUUGGAAAGAGCUUUCAUUUCCCGUCCCAAGCUUUUAUUUCUGUAUUCAAUGAAGAACGUCGGUAUAAUGUCUUUAAACCGUAAAAGUUGCCAUUUGAAAGUGCUGACAGCUCAACUUUUGUCUAUUGCAGAGUUUUCGGGAUCCAUUUUCGAUUACUUUCAAAUCUUAAUUUUUCUACAAAAACAGAAGAGCCAUUGAGUUAUUUACUUUAAAUUUUGGAACAAAUAUCGAGCAAAACAAGCUGAUGUUUACUAUCA
This is a messenger RNA of Styela clava, 3586 nucleotides long. NCBI's taxonomy places the organism in Eukaryota, Metazoa, Chordata, Ascidiacea, Stolidobranchia, Styelidae. The record is from RefSeq and is a predicted model, not a curated record.